UCAGGCUUCUGCAGGGGCAGCUAAGCAGGACCCACGGCUCAUGUGUCUGAUGGAUUCAUUCCAGUUGCUCUCACUGGCUGCCACAGCAGAUUAGCCUCCGUGCAACAGGAAGCUGGAGCUGAACCUCCUCUGUGCAACACUCUGCAAACAUGGCUGGUAAAAUUCAGAGUCUGACUGAGGAGGAGAGGACCCACCUACUCCCCCUGCUACGCAACGCUCAGUGGGUGGAAGUUGUGGGACGGGACGCCAUUUACAAAGAGUUGAUUUUUAAAGACUUUAAUCAGGCUUUUGGUUUCAUGUCCAGAGUGGCUUUACAAGCAGAGAAGAUGGACCAUCAUCCGGAGUGGUUCAAUAUCUAUAAUAAGGUCCAGAUCACUCUUAGCACACAUGACUGUGGGGGGCUGUCCCAGCGUGACAUCACUUUGGCCACCUUCAUUGACCAGGCAUCGCUGAUGUGACUAACACACAUUAUCAGUCAUUUCAACAGUGAAAACUGAAGUGCUGGAUGCCACAACUCUUCAUUUAUUCAUUCCAAUGAGAAAUCUCUGAAAAUGAGACCUGCAAAUCCAAAGAAUAUGAACCAAUUGCUGUCAGUGUAUUGUGAAUAACGUAGCUGUAGGUGUUAGACUGCAAGGGGUCCAAUGUGUUUAUAAAAAUAUGUAGUUGUUGGUUUUGUACUUGGUGAAUAAAUGAGAACGGUAAGGUAAAAUCAUAUUUAUACAGUAAAGUCUAAAGAAUUCAAGUAAUUUCUCAGCAACCAUUCCAGCUGUUAUAACAGAUAAGAUUCACAAUGGUACAUGUGUCUUUCUGCCACAACUAGUGUCUUCUGUGCCAAGUGUUUUUGUACUUUACUGUUAGUAAAUGUUAUUUUCUGUCAAACUGUCGUAACUGAAAAAUGACCAGGAAAGGAUCUUCUCAUCAGACUGAAUGCAUUUUAUUGAAAACACAACACUGUAAGACCAUCUGCUGUGGUGUACCUGUGUUAACUGCUCUGAGUGGAUUAAUAGUGUUUGCUAUGGAUCAUUUUCUGGGAGAAACCAGCAAUCGCUUCCUAACUUAAAAUAAAUCUGCUGAAUAAGGAUGCACUCUGACAUGAACAAAGAUUUAACAACAAUCUUUAAACCUUACAUGAUGAUAACGUGGCUACAGGGCUGGACAAAAGUCCUUACAAUAUAAUGCAAUCCAGUACUCCAAAACAAAUUAGUUGUGUUCUCUACAAAAUUAAACAUUUUGAGACCAAUGUAAGGUUGUAUUUGUUUGCAUUAUAUUUUAAGGUGUUUGUCUUGCUUUAUCCACCCUGUGUAUGUUUGAAAGACAGGGGAACCUCAACGAUGUCGCUUUUAUGAAACCAAUUUCCCUGAGGAUGUUAGAGAAAAUCUGCUAUGACGUCAUGAGUUCAAACCUCUGAAUGCACAGAGGUGAACGCUCAUUAUUGCUACAUAAUGUCACCGAACUGCAACGACACAAACCAGGACACAAUUUAGAUUUUAUCUGCAGACCUCUAAAGAAUCUGUUAGUGUGUAGUUGCUUUCAGUUAAUGCGAGGAAAUAAAGAGGAAUUUGCAUUAAAAGGUUUUAUUCAAAA
This is a messenger RNA of Siniperca chuatsi (mandarin fish), 1584 nucleotides long. It is a transcript of the gene pcbd1, whose product is annotated as pterin-4 alpha-carbinolamine dehydratase/dimerization cofactor of hepatocyte nuclear factor 1 alpha. The coding region runs from base 150 to 458 and encodes 102 amino acids. Gene Ontology annotation, biological process: tetrahydrobiopterin biosynthetic process. Lineage: Eukaryota; Metazoa; Chordata; Actinopteri; Centrarchiformes; Sinipercidae. The record is from RefSeq and is a predicted model, not a curated record. The transcript is spliced from 4 exons. Gene Ontology annotation, molecular function: 4-alpha-hydroxytetrahydrobiopterin dehydratase activity.